AGAGUAGAUCUGUUCCAGGGAUUGGAGAGGGGUACCAGUGAUCUUAGAUGCAGUCCUGAUGAUCCGCUGCAGAUCUUUCCUCUCCUCUGAGGUGCAGCUGGAGAACCACACUAUGCAUCCAUAGCUCAAACACUUUGUAUGGUGCACUGGUAGAAGUUGGUGAGGAGCUUCCAGUUUUCCUCAGGGAUUGCAGGAAGAAGAGUCUUUGCUGGACCGCCUUCACCACCUCUCUGGUGUUCACUUCCCAUGUCAGGUCCUCUGAGCAGUGAACACCGAGGCAAAGGCAAUGGCUCGCGGGCAGCAGAAGAUUCAGUCACAGCAGAAGAACGCCAAAAAGGCAGCAGAGAAGAAAAAGUCACAGGGAGCAGAUCAGAAAACAGCUGCUAAAGCAGCACUCAUCCACACAUGUCCUGUCUGCAGGACACAGAUGCCAGACCCCAAGACUUUCAAGCAGCAUUUUGAGAGUAAACACCCUAAGUCUCCUAUGCCCCCUGAGCUGGUAGAUGUGCAGGCGUAAACGACACUCAGAGCUACCAGUAUCUGCAUCUAGAACCCUGGGGAGAAAUCAUGAGAUUCAGCUUGGCCAACUGAUUCAACUCCUAGAAACAGACUCUUGAUUUGAUGUGACAGGAGACUUAAUGAUGGACUAAAGCACACCAGCACCCUUUGAUUUUAUAUUUUUAUAUGUAUUACCCUUCAUUUGGGCAUACCAUCAGUUUAGUGUGCCGUAACAGCCUCGUUAUUGCCUUCUGUCAAAACUGCCAGUGUUUAUCCACCGAUUAAUAUUUUUCCCCCUCUCUUAUUGUGCAUUUUCACUUUAAAAUUCAUAUUAUUCCAGAUGCAUAAGCGUUCUUUGGUGCAUACAACUCAGUAAUGCUCUGUAAACAUGAGCCAUAAUAGGAAUUGCUUCACUGUGUGAAUUAACAAUAUUGGCCAGGAUUGUGAUUGGAUUAGAUGAAAAGCUCACCAAAUGCUCUUGUAAAGUACUUUGGGUGUUGAAUAGAGCCUCUGAAAUUGCUUGUGUGCUUAAUUUUCAAUUUUUUGCUAAGGUUUUCAAUAAAUGUGUAAGCAUAUUAUAA
This is a messenger RNA of Neoarius graeffei (lesser salmon catfish), 1079 nucleotides long. RefSeq names its product Zinc finger protein 706-like. Lineage: Eukaryota; Metazoa; Chordata; Actinopteri; Siluriformes; Ariidae. The transcript is spliced from 4 exons. The record is from RefSeq and is a predicted model, not a curated record. Bases 287 to 517 code for a protein of 76 amino acids.